AUGUGCGGCGCCGUGCCGGCGCUUGGCCCCACCGUGCGGCAUGCGGCUGGCUGCCUGCUGUGUCUGCUGCUUUGCACCCGCGGUGCACCGCUGACGCCGAUGCUGGCCAUCGUCCCGCUGCUCAGUGCCACACACCAGGAGAUACUUCUGGACGCCGCGCUCGCCCAGCUUGCGCUCGUGGGUGGCGAUGAUGCGCUGAACGACGCAGACGCGGCCGUGGUGCUUGACAUCGCCGCUUCAACCACCUGCGUCAAGGACGCGUCGAGGGUAGAGUCGUUGCUUCUAGCGAUGCUUGCCCGCCACUGCCCGUGCGUUGGCUCGUUGGGAGGUCUGCGCCUCGCCCUGGGGGCGUCUUGCGGUGUCGCAGCCGUUGGCAUGGUUCUUCGGAGCCUCCGUGUCGACGCGCUGGUAGCGAGCCUCGAGCCCACUGCAGCGACCGUGGCGUACGUGCAGCGUCUCACGUUGGAGGAGCGGCGCAGCCUUGCCUUGUCCAGUGCGUGUGGUUUUCUUCUGGUAGAGCUGACUUCCACCAGCACCGCCGUGGAUGGCGAACAGCAGGAGUUGCAGCUGAUUGCAGGGGCAAGUGUCACUGCGGCUGCGGUGUCGCGCUUGGCAGAGGCCCUUGCGGAGACUUCGAACCCUCUGAGGCUGGUGCAGCGCGUGUUUCCACAUAUGCACCAGUCUGUGCAGGUGUGCGGCAUUAUUAUUGUGCUGUGCACCUCGGUUCGGUCACGUGAGUUGCAGCGGAAGUGGAUGCCGUGUGUGGAGCACGCCCUACUGAGUGUCAUCCACGCUGAGACGCUGCAGCGUGAAGGGCAGAGUGCUUGUGUGCAGGAGCGUGUAACGCUUUUUAUUCGCGGCUUACUGCUGCUACUACUGGUUGUCGCCACACCGGAGGCGGUGCGCUCUCAGCACCCGGGUGUCUGCGCUGCACUGACGCAGCGGCUGUUGCAGCAGCAUGCUGGGGAGUUGAAGAGUGUUAUUCAGUCGCUGCGCGAGGAGGAGGCGACUGCGCUGCGCCAACUAAUGCAGCUGCUGAGCAGUGGUGCUGGUGCAGCUCAGCACGCGUCGGCUGAUGGGGCUGAGGUGCAGCGACAGAGGCUGGGGGCGGCGGCGGCUUCGGUCCCGCAGCGCCUCACCAUAAAUGUGGCGUCAUACUCCCAAUAG
Trypanosoma grayi is the source of this 1167-nucleotide messenger RNA. RefSeq lists its product as hypothetical. The record is from RefSeq and is a predicted model, not a curated record. NCBI's taxonomy places the organism in Eukaryota, Euglenozoa, Kinetoplastea, Trypanosomatida, Trypanosomatidae. The transcript has a single exon. The coding region runs from base 1 to 1167 and encodes 388 amino acids.